Salvia splendens (bonfire salvia) is the source of this 679-nucleotide messenger RNA. RefSeq names its product probable transcription factor At5g61620. The record is from RefSeq and is a predicted model, not a curated record. Gene Ontology annotation, molecular function: DNA binding. Gene Ontology annotation, biological process: response to gibberellin; response to ethylene. Lineage: Eukaryota; Viridiplantae; Streptophyta; Magnoliopsida; Lamiales; Lamiaceae. Bases 1 to 564 code for a protein of 187 amino acids. The transcript has 5 exons.
AUGAGUGUGAGUAAGUGUGUGCAUUGUGGGCACGAAGACAAUGCCUACACUGAAAUAUGCAAAAAUGAAUGCAACAAAAUUAAGCUAUUUGGUGUUCGGAUUAGUGUUGCGAACGCCGAUCCAUCUUCCAUCCGAAAGUGUAGGAGCAUGGAUGAUUUAGAGGCGGCCGACCCUGCCCUCGACGACCCGGGAUAUCUCUCGGAUGGAUUUGUUCAUCAACAUGGAUCUCACAAAAGAAAGCGAGGGAAUCCGUGGAGUGAGGAGGAGCAUAGAUCAUUCUUGAAAGGUUUAGAGAAAUUGGGAAGAGGUAAUUGGAAAGGAAUUGCAACCGAAUUUGUUCCCUCAAGAAAAUCCUCCCAAGUUGCUAGUCAUGCUCAAAAAUAUUUCAACCGAUUGAAAUUGACAAUUUCCAACAAGAAACGACGCCGUGCCAGCGUAUUCGACAUGGCUAGUAUUUCAGCUGCAGUUUCAAAGGAUAUAAGGGAGCACAAAGAAAUGCCCCAUGUUAAAAGGCCGCAGCCCGUGCAACCCUAUUCAUGGCGGCCCGAUCUUCAGGUGAAGUAGCUGAAGUGGCAGGGAAGAAGGUGCUUGAACUGGAUCCCGAUGAUGAUGUUGUUUACGAGCUCCUUUUCAGCAUCAACGACAACAUCUAUCGCUCCAAGAACAGGUGAGACGAAGC